AUGACUGCCGAAGUUCGCGGUAUCAGCCUGGCAUUCGUCAACGCCAUGGGAAACCUUGCUCAGAUCUACGGAUCAUACCUGUUCCCGUCUAAAGACAAGCCAAAGUACUUGAUGGGCUUUGGGGUCAUCUCUGGUCUCUGCUUCACCGGUAUAGCGGCGUACCUCGCGCUAUACAUCCUUCUUAAGAGGCCCACUACUAGGCGCUAG
Molecule: messenger RNA, 207 nt
Organism: Anthostomella pinea
Lineage: Eukaryota; Fungi; Ascomycota; Sordariomycetes; Xylariales; Xylariaceae
Source: the annotation of a GenBank genome assembly